Pieris brassicae (large cabbage white) is the source of this 3820-nucleotide messenger RNA. RefSeq names its product facilitated trehalose transporter Tret1-like. Gene Ontology annotation, molecular function: transmembrane transporter activity. The transcript is spliced from 11 exons. Bases 1695 to 3281 code for a protein of 528 amino acids. NCBI's taxonomy places the organism in Eukaryota, Metazoa, Arthropoda, Insecta, Lepidoptera, Pieridae. Gene Ontology annotation, cellular component: membrane. The record is from RefSeq and is a predicted model, not a curated record. Gene Ontology annotation, biological process: transmembrane transport.
CCCCUAUUUUAUUUUAAAAAAAUAUAUAAAUAGACAUUACUCAUCGAGAUGCCAUGGCGACCUGGCCCUUUAAGUAAUUUAAGACUUAUUUAGUUGACAAAUAAAAAUAUUUAAAAUAUGAAGUCUGAUAACACUUCUUACGGUCUUUUUAGUGCAGUUCUUGUGUUCUAAAGAGGUAUUUACUAUGGUAAUAAUAUGGACAAGCAUGUAGGUGGUUUGAUUUUUGAUUGCGAACUAUUUACGUAAUUACAUAGAAAUCAGGACCUUAGUGUUGAUCCACGCUUAAGAUUCUUUGAUUCUUAAGAUUGCUUUGGAGCCUUGUAAUGUUGACUGAAUUGCGGCGAUAUCUACAUUUUGUUCUACUCUAUAAACAAAAGGCUAUUUAAGCAAUAUAACGUAAAAUGUAAUCAAUGUAAAAAACGAUGUUGUUGUAUAGAUUGCAGAGUUCAAUGGAUCGAACGUUCGUUUUUCUCAUUGUAUGGUGUUUGAUAUGGAGUGCCGCUUAUGCUGCAUUUUCUAAAAUCUUUGAUAUACAAGAUAAGAAAGUAAUACAACAUGAUAACGGUGUGGAGUUUGAAGCCAUAUCCAGAGGUACCUUGCUGCAAAUCCUGUCAUCCUUCGACGAGAACGUCAGAUCGAGGAUGGAAGGAAAGCAACCAAUCUUCAGGGCAGAGUUCGCGAACAACAAACAUACAUAUCCAUUUAUAUACCCGCGUAUAGUAAAAAAAGUUUAAUUUUGAUUUUAAAUCCAUUUCACUGAUAUUAUUUUGAUUUUACGGAUAUUUUUGUUUAAUGCCAUGGUUCCAGAAAAAAAAUUGGAAAAUUGUCGCAAGGAAAGUAGAAGAAUUUGGAGGAGACCUUCACUCCGUCGGAGGUCGAGUACUAGGAAAAACAUAUCUGACAUGAACUUAGUGUAACUAUGUGUACUGGAAUAAAGGCUAUUUUAUUUUAUAUAUAUGUAUGUGCUUUCCAGUGGUUAUAUGGAGAAAACUCAGCUCAAAGAAUUGCGUAUUAUAAUUUACAAAAAACAAUGUAAAUUUACAAAUCAGUACUAACAUGGAAACAACAUUACAACGUACUGCAAACAAUACUUCCAUUACUUAUAUCUUCUUAGUUAAUCUUUAGACCACGCUUUAUCGGUUGCAGUUUUUAAAUUGCUAUAUUGCUAUGUAGAGAGUGAAAACACUGGUCCAAAUCUACUGGAAGUCUUGUUUUAAUGCUUCGGGUACCAAUCGUUCCCAAGCAAACUGAGCCGAAACAGUAUGUUUUGUAAUUACUGCGAUAAACUGCUAUAAUUUAUAUUCACCAUAGACUAUCGUAUUGUAGAAAGAAAUCCAAGAUGGCCGAUAAAUGAUGAAAUCUUGAAGAUUGGAAAAUACCGUAAAAAUCUGUUUUAACGAAACAAUAGCAGUAAUCAAAAUAAUUAAUUAUAUAGUGUUAUAUAAGUAUAUGUUAUGCUUUUGCUUACCAAAUAUCUGUAUCCAAACGUACGAGGCCAAAACGAACAUAGAGAAAAUCUUUUUAACAUCAAAAUAGGAACAGAUUACGACUGAGUGAUUCUACUCUUUGGAAAACAAUUUUGAUAAAUUGAUGCUGUCAAUUGCACAAACAUUACAUAUGAAUUAUAAUUUGUACUAACUAUCGUAUAUUUAUAUAAAAUGAUAUAAUUUUAAGGAUAUAAUAACUAUGGCAUAAUGUCUUUCCAACCAUGUACCUACCCCGAUCCUGGGUUCUUUACGAAGACUUCCUUAAUCCAAUUCGGCUAUGGAGUGUGGGUGAACUUAUCUGUUGUUAUGAUUGGUCUGGCAUUCAGUUUCCCAGCGGUGGCAAUACCACAGCUAAAGACGCUAGAGUCCAAUAUUAUGAUAAGCAUCAAUGACGAGUCCUGGAUUGCAAGUGUUCUUACACUGGUGUCUCCCAUCGGGUGUGUCAUGUGUGGCUAUUUUAUGGAUAGAAUAGGCCGCCGGCCAUUGUUGAUUUUCAGCCCUCUACCACUCAGUAUAGGCUGGUUUUAUAUGGGCUUUGCAAAACAGGCCAAGGAUAUUAUUAUAGGUAGGAUAAUCACUGGUAUAGGCGUCGGUAUGGUGAUGAGUGUACCCCGAGUUUAUCUGACUGAAAUAUCUUUGCCCAAUAUGCGUGGCGUUAUUGGUUCCUUUCCGAAUGUUGCCAUGUCCAUUGGGAUCACCACUCAGGCUGGCUUAGGUGCUGUAUUUCAUUGGAAAACCUUAUGCCACAUCUCAGGCUCUUACGGAUUACUUAUAUUUUUCCUGAACUUCUUUCUUCCCGAAACGCCAUACUUUUUACUUGAAAAGGCAACGAUGGAUGACGCAGAGAAAGCGUUGAGAAGGUUUCGAUCCAACAAACAUAAUAUUGAAGGAGAAAUGGAAGAAUUAAUGGAUUUUAAAAUAGAUAAUAAUAUAAAAAAUUAUUUCAGGCUAACUUUGGGCGAGCAGAUUGCAGCGUUAUUCCGCAAAUCGUCCUGCAAACCAUUCUGGAUUGUGAUGAUAUAUAUCCUUAUUACUCAACUGUCAGGUGUUACGAUUUUAAUCAUGUGGGCGGUUGAGUUGUUACAGAACUCAAAAUCGUCCAUUGAUCCCCAUGUGGGAAACGUAAUGCUGGGUGUGACCAGGAUUUUCUCUGGAAUCGCUGCGUCUGCACUUAUCUUCAGAACGGGAAGAAGACCACUCGCACUUAUAUCAGGUUUAGGUGUGGGCAUUGUUUGCCUCUCCCUAGGCCUUACAAUUCAAUACAAGAAACACCCAACAGUAUUCCCACAAAUCGGGUAUAUUUUAUACAUUGUCUUUGGGUCUUUGGGACAUUACACGCUACCAGUUCUCGUCAUGUUUGAACUCUACCCAUUACAGGUGCGAGGCGUUCUCGGCGGAAUAUCUAUGUCGAUCCUGAACUUCAUGAUAUUUGGCGCAAACAAGACGUAUCCUUACGUACGGGAUGCGCUGGGCUAUUCGUACACCAUUAUUACUUUUGGAGUUUGUUCAUUAUUGGGUUGCAUAUAUCUUUAUUUCUACCUGCCUGAGACAAAAGGACUGACCUUACAAGAGAUCGAAGAAUACUACAACGAUCGCCGUCCGACUCUAACCUCACAACGUCUCAUUCGUUCUGAGAUGUACAUAAGAGGAGUUGGUAUCGGUAGUCCGAGCAAGUCUUUAGUACGACUGGACAGGUUUAAGGAUAAAUCACUACAUAUGAAGAAGGGAAUUGUUUCCAAAAAAGAGAGUAAAGAGGAUGAAACAAGAGAUGACAAUACUGAUAAAAGUAAAUAACGAGGUAUUAUUAAAUGUGUAAAUAUGCUCACCACGUAAUCCCCAGUUGAUUGACUUCGCACCGAGUACCAAGUUCCAAGCACCAGCGCCGGAACACUAUAAUCUCAAUAGAAAUACGUCUCAAUAUCCAUAGCGCUGAUGUGGCAUUCGCAAGGUACGAAAACUCAGCAUUGAAGUCAGAAUUUGGUAUCUCUGUUGAAAGUUACAGAGUAGGUGCUGGGCGAAUGAGAGCCAGCAAUAAUUGAAAUUUAUUUUUUGCUGUUGCUGUUUCAUAUUGUAACUAAAGGUUAACUAAAGGAUUUAAGGUCCCGGAUUAUUAAAAUCGAUUCAUAUUUGUUCCCGGAGGAAAUAUUGUUUAGGGCACAGACGAAGCUAGUAGAUCUAUAAAACAAGAGGCAAUAGUGUGUCUGCCCCUUGCUUCAUGGUUUUAUUUAUUUAUAUCUGUGUAAUACAAUGUAUUAAAUAAUUUUUCGCUUUCUAUGAAACUGUGCUAACGCUGUGAUGAAGCGAGAGAACACUUGAAAUAUUCUGAAAUCUGA